GACAAUUUACAUGACACCAACUUUAGAUACCAUUAAUUCAGUUUACUCCUCUGUCUUUGCUCACUGUUUUCUCUUCAUAAUUAAAAUCGGGUUUUGGAUUCAAGACACAGACCCUACAGGAGAUGAACUUUAAAAAACUGAAGUUUUUUAAAUUUAAAGGAUUUGGAAGCCUCGGUAACAUACCAUGGGUUUUCUCCAGACGCUCCUCUACUGCCACCUGUAAAGCGGACACAGAAGUUUCAAAUGAAUUUCAGCACCAUGGUAGUCUUCAGGAUGAUGGCAUGUUUAAAACUGUGGAUGACAUGGAUACUGCUCCAAGAAGUCCCUCAUAUGCACGGUCAUCUGAUAUCGUUAGUCACAUGGGGACAAUGCCACGAAGUAACUUACGUCGUAAAAAGAAACACAGUAAGAAGGAAAAAUCAUCAAAUGAGACACUUAACAAAAAAAACUACCACAAGGAAAUGCCACUGUCUACACCAAGUAAUCCAUCUUUACCAGAUUCUCUAUUGCCUUCUCCCCCAAAUGUUUCAACUUGCAAAGACGAAGCUUCCCCCACAAUGAAACUUAAUCAAAAUGAUGACGCCCCACUGCAAGAUCCAGGAAUGCUUUCAAAUGCACCUGUACUAGGUGAUCAGUGCCAUGAAACUCAGGUACAGGUGACAGCGGCUAAUAGUCUUCACAUGCCUAGAGUGGCUAAACAGCAGUCCAUAAAUACAGAGGAAGACGGCAGUGCAGGGACAGAGAAGCCUGUCAGAAGCUCAUCUUGUGAAGCCAAUGCAAAUAUCCAUGAGGAAGAUGACAAAAAGGAGAUGAAAAGACUUCCAUCCCAAGGACCCACUAGUGAAGCUCCUGAGCCAAUUCAUGAAAGUAUCACUAAGGAGCAGUCAGACGACAGAUCCAUGGAAUCUUAUAGUGACUAUGUUAAGUUCUCCAAGGAGAAGUACAUUUUGGACUCCUCACCUGAGAAGCUGCGCAAAGAACUUGAGGAAGAAUUACGGCUAAACAGCAGUGACCUUCGCAGUCAUGGCUGGUACCAUGGGCGCAUUCCAAGAGAGGUAGCAGAGUCAUUGGUGCAGAAGAAUGGAGACUUCCUGAUUAGGGAUUCACUCACCAGCCUCGGUGACUAUGUUCUUACUUGUCAUUGGAAGAGUGAUUCAUUGCACUUUAAAAUCAACAAGGUGAUGCUAAAACCUAACGAGGCUUAUACAUGUAUCCAGUAUCUUUUUGAACAUGAGAGUUUUGAUAAUAUUCCUGCCCUGGUACAUUCCUAUGUGGGAAACCGCCGGAUAGUGUCCAAGCAAAGUGGGGCAGUCAUCUGGAAUCCUAUUAACCGGACUCUUCCUCUCCGUUACCUGGAAGCAAGUUAUGGACUAGCCAGUGGCAAGCAUGGACUGUCCCACAGUCCAAGUAGUCAAAAAGGUGGUUAUAUUAAGAGAAGAAGCAUCACAAUGACAGACGGACUGACAACAGAUAAACUGACAAGGAGCAAUGCUUAUCCUGACAGUGUCUCGUCUACACAUACGGACGUAAUCCGGAAUUGUGCCCUAAGCAUGGACCAGAUUCAGGAUUACCGAGCACCAAUGUCUCCAAUCAGUGAAACCCCACUUUCACCGGCUUACAGCACUGUUAUAAAGCACAAAACUCAAGUGAGUCAAGUAAAUGGGAAAGCUACAGAAUCGCCAGUAGCAAGGAGAUCCAGUGAACCUCAACUUUGCCCAGCUAACAACAAUAAGACAAGUACUGAUUCAAAAAGCACUGCCAUUCCAAGUCAGGAAAAUGCACAUUCCUCUCCCUGCCAUGACUACUUCCACAAAUCCUCAUCCAUCCAAAGCUAUGAAGAACCAGAAAAUGGACACUACUGUGAACUACAACCACCAUCUCCACUUAACUGCGACAGUCCAGCAAAGAGCCUCAGUAAACAGAACUCCCUAAAAAGCUAUGUAGAACGAUUAAAGGUAGAGGAGGGACAAAAUGUCUGUACCCGUCAGGCUGAAACAAAAUUCAGCUUUGUGGACUCAGGAAUGCAUUUUAGUCCAACAGGAUCAGGAAAGGAGGUGGAGAUGAAAGGUGGGGUGUUUGUUGCACCUGUUGUUGAAUUAACUUCAACUUUUAAGCCUAAGGAAUUCAGGUCCUUGCUAAUUCCUUCAGACAAUAAACCACUAGAGAUGGGUGCCCUGAAGAAAGUCAAAGAAAUCCUGGUAGAUGUAGAUGCCAAGACAACAGCGAUGCAUAUGACAAAAGUUGACUGCCAGGUUGCUAGGAUAAUUGGGGUAACCAAGAAGAUGCAGAAACUCAUGGGAGUAAGUUCAGGUCUAGAACUCCUCACCCUGCAACAUGGACACCAGCUCCGUCUUGACCUGCUAGAAAGAUUUCAUACCAUGUCCAUCAUGAUAGCAGUCGAUAUUCUGGGAUGUACUGGCAGUACGGACGAGCGCGCAGCACUUCUGCACAAAACAAUACAGCUGGCUGCUGAACUGAAGAGCAGUAUGGGAAACAUGUUCGGUUUUACAGCAGUAAUGAAAGCUUUGGAGAUGCCUCAGAUAUCCAGGUUAGAACAGACAUGGACAAUUCUGCGACAGCGACAUACAGAAGGGGCAGUCCUUUAUGAGAAGACCCUAAAGCCAUUUUUGAAAAACAUGAAUGAAGGAAAAGAAAGCCCUCCACUGACCAAAACCACGUACCCACAUAUUAUUCCAUUGAUUUCACUACUGGAGAGGGACACUGUGUUCUCUGAAGGUCCAGAUCCUUGGGAAAGUAUUGAGAACGGUGCUGAAAUCAUCAUGGCUCAUCUUGAAGCAGCAAGGACAGUGGCACAUCAUGGAGGACUCUACCGUACCAAUGCGGAGAUGAAACUUCAAGGUUUUGAACCAAACGAAGAAGUCCUGGAAGUAUUCAAGACAGAGUUCCAGAUGCGCUUGUUAUGGGGUAGUCGGGGUGCAGAAGGCAAUCAGGUAGAACGUUAUGAAAAAUUUGACAAGGUACUAACGGCACUGUCCAACAAGCUAGAACCACCAGUGCGCCACAGUGAAUUAUAGCCCAGUGAGAAUGGACAGCAGAGAACUAUAAAGAGAACAGCAUGAUUUCCAGACAUUAAUAGCAAUUAUUUUGCCUUCCUUCACCUGAUGUCAUCAACAAAACGUCUUAUUAGAGCAGCAGCUAAUGGCAAUCUGCUGAAAUCUGCAAACAUGAACCAGGCCUUACCAAGUCUUGUGGAGUCUGGACUCUGUCAGGAAAAGAGGCUGAAUACAUAAAGUAACACAGCUACAGCACUUGUCAUAACUUAAACUGGAAAUUAGAUACAAUCUUGUGUUUUUUUCAUUUACCUUUAGCACUUGGAUGAAAUAAAACUAAUGACAGUCUGCUGAAUCCCCCAGUCUAUCCAACUAACUACAGUGUAGAUACAAUGCAGCUUUUAGCAUUCCCAUAAUGACUGUAAUGUAUAGUCAUACCUGGAUGGUUUUUUUUCAGUCUAAUAAGAAAUAUUUAUUUAGGCACAUGUGACUGGUGCAUAACUAGAACACCUUGUAUUUUCUACCUGUUGAAACUGAGAGGUAACACUUGUUGCCCUGCUAAGCUCCAUUCUCCUACAUUGCCAUUUUAUGAGCAGAUUUGUUUUGGAACAGAAAGUUGUAGCAAUACCCUAGACUUCAUUUUAUUUUCCAUACCAGAUCAUGCUUGCAUAGCACAGUGUUUCCCCUUAAUCUGCUGCUAUGCUUUCCCCUCAAUCAUGAAAAAUACUGGUUAAGUGUUAAGGAAAAAAGAGCAUUGCAGGUAAGCCAAUAAAUAAAUUCAAGAGUUACCUUAAUGUAAUUGCCUACUUUUGGCCAUGACAAGUAUACAUGAUUAACCAUUCCAUGUUACCUGAAUGUUUAAUCACAUAACCCAAGGACUGUUUGUCAUCAUCUUCAGCAUCUUUUUUUUUUCUAAAGUGAGCCAUUUACAGUUGAGAACACUUUGAAAAAUCUAGUAUUUAAGCUUGUACUGUAUAGAUCAGGUGGAUUUAUCUAUCAGACUGCAGCAAUUUGCUUGGAAACUAACUCUAAUAUAUCUGAUAACAUCCCUGUACUCCUCCCUUAUCAGACCCAUUAUUGCGUACAGUGCCCCCUUUGACAUCUACCUUACCAAGC
This is a messenger RNA of Protopterus annectens (West African lungfish), 4127 nucleotides long. RefSeq names its product SH2 domain containing 3C (gene SH2D3C). Gene Ontology annotation, biological process: positive regulation of peptidyl-serine phosphorylation; small GTPase-mediated signal transduction. NCBI's taxonomy places the organism in Eukaryota, Metazoa, Chordata, Ceratodontiformes, Protopteridae. The record is from RefSeq and is a predicted model, not a curated record. The coding region runs from base 123 to 3035 and encodes 970 amino acids. The transcript has 12 exons. Gene Ontology annotation, molecular function: phosphotyrosine residue binding; guanyl-nucleotide exchange factor activity.